UCCCUCGCACAUGUGUAACACUAUUCUCGAACGCUCGAUAUAUUGAACCGAUACGUAUCGAUACACUCCAAUUUCUUCCUCGAAAAUCCCGGUCCCCUCGAUGACGGCGCCACAAUGUAUACAGUAUUUGACGUGUGCUGUGCAGGGUGGGACGGCAUCGCCGGUCGGCUGAACUUGGUAAUGGAAUUGGCGCCGACCAACUUGGACCACGCGAUCCGACGGCUGGCCGCGGCCGGGCGGACGGCGAGCACGGGCCACGGCAAGCUGUACGCGUACCAGAUGUUCAGGGGCUUGGGGUACGUGCACGAGACGGCGGGACUGUGCCACAGGGACGUGAAACCAAGCAACCUGUUGCUGUACCCGGUCACGGGCGUGCUCAAGCUGUGCGACUUCGGCAGCGCGAAGGACCUGUUGGACGGCGUGCCGAACACCCGGUACGCUUGUUCCCGCCACUACCGGGCGCCCGAGCUGCUGUUCGACCAACCGCCCGACGCGCCCGACUACACCGUCGCGGUGGACGUGUGGAGCGCCGGUUGCGUGUACGCCGAACUCACGGCGGGCGCUCCCCUGUACCCGGGCACGAGCGUGCCGCACCAGCGAGCGUUGGUCGCGCGCCCGCCGUCGUUCCCGGGCUGGGCCCCGGCCGACGUGAUCCGGUUGAUGGCGGCCACGCUCCGGUACGACCCGUCCGCCAGGCCGACGGCGUCGGAAGCUUGCGACCACGAGUGUUUCGACGCGCUCAGACGACCGGGUGGCCAUCGCUUGCCGCCGCUGUUCGACGACUACGAUGGCGACGAUGCCGAUGACUACUACGACGACUGA
This is a messenger RNA of Metopolophium dirhodum (rose-grain aphid), 822 nucleotides long. RefSeq lists its product as uncharacterized. Bases 115 to 822 code for a protein of 235 amino acids. The record is from RefSeq and is a predicted model, not a curated record. Lineage: Eukaryota; Metazoa; Arthropoda; Insecta; Hemiptera; Aphididae. Gene Ontology annotation, molecular function: protein serine/threonine kinase activity; ATP binding. Gene Ontology annotation, cellular component: cytosol; axon; nucleus. Gene Ontology annotation, biological process: signal transduction; protein phosphorylation; negative regulation of canonical Wnt signaling pathway. The transcript has a single exon.